UGCCUCUGGUGGGGGUUUCGGAACCUGAGCUCCUAUGGACAGAACUUGCAGAACAGCACCUACAAGGGCGAGACCGUCUUCUGCAUUCUCAUCUGCAUCAUGGGCCUCGUCUUCUUUUCCCACCUCAUCGGCAACAUGCAGACCUACCUGCAGUCCAUGACGGUGAGGCUGGAGGAGUGGCGGGUCAAGCGCCGGGACAUCGAGGAGUGGAUGCGCCACCGCCAGCUGCCGCCGGAGCUCCAGGAGCGCGUGCGCCGCUUCUUCCAGUACAAGUGGCUCGCCACGCGCGGCGUCGACGAGGAGUCCAUCCUCCAGUCGCUGCCGCUGGAUCUCCGGCGCGAGAUCCAGCGCCACCUCUGCCUGGCCCUCGUCCGCCGCGUGCCCUUCUUCUCGCAGAUGGACGAGCAGCUGCUGGACGCCAUCUGCGAGCGCCUCGUGUCGUCUCUCAGCACCAAGGACGCCUACAUCGUGCGGGAGGGCGACCCCGUCAGCGACAUGCUCUUCAUCAUCCGUGGCGAGCUGGAGAGCUCCACCACGGACGGCGGCCGGACCAACUUCUUCAGCUCCAUCACGCUGCGCCCGGGGGACUUCUGCGGCGAGGAGCUCCUCACCUGGGCGCUCAUGCCCAACCCGAGCCUCAACUUCCCUCAGUCCACGCGCACGGUGCGCUCCGUCACGGAGGUGGAGGCCUUCGCGCUCCGCGCCGAGGACCUCAAGUACGUGGCCAACCAGUUCAAGCGCCUGCACAGCAAGCGGCUGCAGCACGCGUUCCGGUACUACUCGCACCAGUGGCGCAGCUGGGGCGCCUGCUUCGUGCAGGGCGCCUGGCGCCGCUACAAGAAGCGCAAGCUCGCCAAGGAGCUCAUGAAGCAGGAGGGCAUCGACUAUCAGGACGCCGAAGAAGGCGCCGGUGGCAUUAUUGGCGGCGCAGGACGACGGCGACGGCACGGGCACUCGGCACCGUUGGAGACGGCACGCCGCUGCUCGGCGAGUACAACAAGGCGGCCGGGGCCGGGGGCAGCGGGGAGCUCGUCUCCGGCACGGCGCCGGGCCCGGCCUCGGACGCCGCCGGUGCCGUCGCGCACCUUGGGGCCACGUUCCUAGCGUCCAAGUUCGCCAAGAACACCAAGCGUGGCGCGGCGCAGCACCAGAAGAGGAUCGACGACGUGUCCACCAUCAAGUUCCCCAAGCUCGCCAAGCCCGACGAGCCGGACUUCUCCUUGCAUACCGACGACGCGCUGUGACUGACGACUGACGACUGACCGACUGACUCGAUCGAUCUCAUCUGUGAUGUGAGUAGCGCGCGGCGUUAAUUAUAUUGGCGUCAUCUCCAUCGAUAGGUCUCUCUCCCAUCCAUUCCAGUUCCACCCGUCUUAUUCAACUCUUGUCCUCAUUUCCUUCACUCACGAAGGUAAGAGUACAAGCCAUGCAUGCUGCCAUAUGAGAUCGAUCGAUCAAUCGAAUCGAAGCAUGAGCCGGCCGCUUGUAGCUGUAGAUAGAUAUGCAUGAUGAUCGAUGGAGUCGCCGGGAAUGAAAUCAACGUCGCCGCGCCGUUGUACUGUAUACUACACUAGUGCUGAUUUAGUGAAGUUAAUUGACCUUACCGAUUGGUUCAGACUA
Messenger RNA from Sorghum bicolor (sorghum), 1620 nucleotides. Its product is annotated as probable cyclic nucleotide-gated ion channel 16. NCBI's taxonomy places the organism in Eukaryota, Viridiplantae, Streptophyta, Magnoliopsida, Poales, Poaceae. The coding region runs from base 100 to 1104 and encodes 334 amino acids. The record is from RefSeq and is a predicted model, not a curated record. The transcript is spliced from 2 exons.